UUGUCUUCCACGAACAUGUUACAACACCUAUUGUUCUCAUAUAACCACUGAAAUCUGUGGUGAGUGAUGAAACAUGCCAAACCACAGAAGCAUCAAUGGGUAGCAAAUAUGAUCUUAAAUAAUUGAAUUUAUACUUGAGUUCUUCAUGUUUUAGCAUUGAUGUAUGAAACAAUUCUAGGUCUUGGGCAUGUGUAAGCUACUCUUUGAGGUAAAUGAUUUUUAAACAUGGUGACCGGACACAGUCCCACUGAAGUGUCCUGAAUUAUUCACAAAAACAUUAUUUCAGAUUUUAGAUGAGAUUUUUUUUCUUUUCUUUUCUGUGUUCAGCACGCUCUGGGGUUAUGGGCUCAAAUCCCGCAUCUGUCCUGUGUGAGCUUGCUUGUUCUCAACAUGACUUGGGGACUUCCUCUGGGUAGGCCUCCCAAGUCCAAAGAUACGCCUUGUAGUCUGAUCGGCAUUUCCAAAGUGUCCGUUGUAUGUGAAUAUGUGUGCGAUUGUGCUCCGUGAUGGGUUGGCACCCUGUCCAGGGUGUCCCCCUCCCUGUGCCCCAAAUUCCCUAGGAUAGGCUUCAGGCUCCCCCAUGACUCUGCAUAGGUUAAGUGGUAGCCUAUUGAAAACGGAUGGACGGUUCAGGUUUGGCACAAUGUACACUACAUUUCAACAAGCCACAUGAAAUCUUUGGUAUAAGAAAAAAAAAAAAGUACAAGUUUUGAUGAGCUUUUAGCACUUUAGGCUAGAAUAAAAUCGGCUACUGUAAAAAUGUUAAGCUGGAAGAAUAUACGUUCGGUUCAAACUGAUCGCUAGUCGCCCCUGUCCAUGGUGCUGACCUAAUCUCUCUCUCUCUCUCUCUCUCUCUCUCCUCCCUCUCUCUCCCUCUUCCUCUCUCUAUCCCCUUUCACUCUCUCACCCUCCCCCACGCUUGCUCUCUCUUUCUCCACCUUUCCCCCUGCUCUCUCUCUCUCUCUGUCGCCUCUCUCUCUCACUCUUUUCCCCUCAGGCCCUGUGUGAGGAGCGUUGCAGCGUCAGUGCUUGUUUUCAAGCCCCGUCUCCUCGCUGCAAACGUGAAUGAACUGAGUACUGAUGAAAAUCUCUGUUGUAGCCGCUUCCGUUGGCUGGAGACAAGGCGACUCCGAGGCGAAACGAGUUCACUCUAGUACUCUGACACUCGCUUCUUUUUUUCUUUUUUUUUACCAUCUUCAUUUCACGAGGCUUUUCGGGAUCGGAACAACCUACAAGUGACUUGAUCAGUGACUGAAAUGCAGAGCCGACUGUUACGGGUUUGAGACGAAGGACCGCAAUCUUAAGUUUCCCCUCACACAGCCGGGAUAAUUACUCUCCUUCUGCACGUGUGACACAAACACUUGAUGGUCGCAGCUAAAAGGAAGCUGAGAGUUUGUUUGAUACCUGCCACUUGUGUGAUGACCUCCAAAUGACAUCUCCUCCAGGGUGUGUCUCUCUCCCUGGUGGAGCCAUGCUGAUACUUUAGGGGUUUUUGGGGGGGUUGCCACGUUGCAUCAUGAAAGGCUACACCCCCCACCACACACGUCACCUCUCGGACUGUGACCCUCCACGCUCACCCGCUCGCCUAGAUCCAUUGUACCCACCUUCGGCUAGCUCCACCCUUUCGCGUCAACCCUACAUUGUCCCUUCUUCCACCAUGGAUCACUAUGGAGCCCUGGAGCCCCAUCACUUCUCCAAUUCGCCCAGCUCAGGUGGUCUUCCCCCAGACUGCUUGAUGCCCCUCAGCAAUCAGCUGUCCACCAGCAGCACCUUCCCACGUAUCCAUUACAACUCCCAUUUUGAGCAGGAUGACUUCUCACCUCCAGGUAGAGACAACAUCGGGGGCAUCAGCACAGGCACACUGGGUACCUCUAUGUCCAUCGGUAUGGGAAUGAACAUGGGGCUUGGUGCAGGACGCACAACCAUGAUCACCAGUGGAUCUGCUACCAUAUCAGGCGCAGGGAAGAUGAACCGGUUACCAGCUAACCUCCUGGAUCAGUUUGAGAAACAGUUGCCAGGGCAGCGGGAUGGCUUCAGCACCUUACAGUUUCAUCGUAGCACAGCUGUGGAAACAACUAAACAGCAACAGCAGCGCACCGAUAGCCCAGGAAAGAUCCGCUACCUGGUCCACUCUGUGCAGAAACUCUUUGCCAAGUCACAGUCACUAGAAAGCUCGGCUAUGAAGGGCAACAUGAAUGGGCGCUCAGGAAGCAGUGCCAAUGAGGACAAACACCACCGGCGCAGCAAAAGCAAAGACCGGGCCAAGAGUGAGGCCACAGCAAAACGGCGUCCCCGCUCCAACAUGUCUGGCUACUGGAGCUCAGAUGACCUGGACAGUGAUAUCAUUAAUUACAGGAACCCUGUGGCAAUGAUGACUCUGGGUCGUCAGAGCUCCGCAACAGGGUCAGCGCUGGAAAGCCAAGUGAAUUCAAAGUACUUAAUGCAAGGCUACAACACCAUUAGCGAGCACACACUGAAAACCUCAAAGAGCAACAAUGACCUGAAGCACCAGGGCCUCCUUGCACUCCCAGGUCCUGGGGGAGGAGGAGUAGGAGGAGGAGGAGGAGGAAGAAUGGCAGUUGUGGAAGGGAAUUAUGGGAAGGGUGGGUCCUGGUCCACGCUCACACUGGGGCCCAGUAGACAGUUGUGCCAGAAGGGCUCAGCCACACUGGAUCGUUCCCUGCUCAAGUCCAAGUCAUGCCAGCAGGAGCUGGCCUGCCAUUAUCUCCAGAUGCCCUCUACAGGAGAGUGGAGCGGGACUCUUGGUCGAGGUGAGAUUCCAUGCAGGCGGAUGCGCAGUGGCAGCUACGUAAAGGCCAUGGGGGACCUGGAGGACAGCGAUGACUCGGACAGCAGCUUGAAACCCUCACCGAAGACUUCUGCGCGCAGACAGAGCUACCUACGUGCCACACAGCAGUCCCUCAGUGACCAGUUCCCUUCCAGAAAGUCCAGCCGUCCGCUGGACUACUCGAUGCUCCAGGGGGAUCUGGAGGCCCUAUGGUCUCCCCUCCGCAGCAUUGCCACUCUGCAGCAGAUCGGACGCUCCGUAAGUUGUCUUCCAUCUCUGCGAGAAUUCUCUGGGAAUCGCAGUGUGGACAAUUUGGACUGUAUCGGAGGUUCCGUAAGCUCAUCAUUCCCACGCUGGGAUGAUGACGACUUCAGUCAAGGCUGCAGCACACUUGGACGCAACAGCUGCAUCAGCCAGAUGCGGGAGUCAGAGUUGAACCAACGCUAUGGAGAUGACUCCUGUUCAGAAUCUAUGUUUGGAGAGAUGCACGGGCUCACACGCUCUCACUCCCGGGCAGAGGAGCCUGAUUUGCCUACUUGCUUCCGUUCCCGAAGCCAUAGUUACCACCGCGCCAUCCAGGCUGGCUGCUCCCAAGAUGAUGACACAGCAUCGCUAGAUUCAGAUUCGCCACCACCCACUGCUACAACUGUACGCACCUACAGCACCAGCACCGUCUCAACAUGUAUAACAACGUGUAAGAAGAUAGCUCCGCCCCCUGUCCCUCCCCGCCAUUCCACCUCCAAGCCCUUUAUCUCAGUGACGGUGCAGAGCAGCACCGAAUCGGCGCAGGACGGUUACCUGGACAACCACGAGAGCAAGAGCCACACCAACGGCAGCUCGUCAGACAGCAGCUUGACAAAAGGUUCACGAAAUCACCCGGCUGUGCUUGGACCUCGCGAGCCACAGGUUCCGGCAGCUCUGGUGCUUUCACCCGACUCCUCUCGUGAGCUUCAGAAUGAGCAGGUGAAGGCAGGAGGAGCAGCAGACGAGCCCAGGACGGAGCCCGUACCCCGUCGCAAACUUUCCUCCAUUGGAAUACAGGUGGACAGCAUCCAGGAAAUUCCGACCCGAGUUGAGACACCACCGCCAUUGGCCAGAUUCCAGUCGAUUGGAGUGCAGGUGGAGGACGGCUGGACACUCAGCCGCUCCAGUAGUAUGGCAUCUAAGCAGGAAACUGACUCAGACACACAAGAUCUCUCUCUUAAUUCUGUCACCAGUGUUACAUCCAACAACACUUCCAGACCCACUGAGAAAAAAGUCAUGGUCAACAGCGCUAUCCAAUCUGUGGACUUCCACGCUCAAAUCUCUCUCGACAACGGUAGCCACGACGAUGAUGUUGUGACAACCAGCGGUCCUUCCCGCCAGCUCCUGACUAAUCGCUCGACAACAAGAAGCAGCUCUUCUUCAUUUUCAGAGAGUUUAGACCCCGCCCUCGACCCCUCCUCCCUGCCACCGCCUGACCCAUGGUUAGAGAGCGGCAACGGGACUGGGAACGGCGGCCCCACGCAUACGUCGUCGGGUGGCAUGUCGGCAUGCCGGAGAGAUGGGCAUUGGUUCCUGAAGCUGCUGCAGGCGGAGACCGCUCGUAUGGAGGGAUGGUGCAAACAAAUGGAUGAGGAGACCAAAGAGCAUCAGCUCUCGGAGGAGGUGCUGGGUAAGGUGCGCAGUGCAGUGGGAAGUGCUCAGCUCCUCAUGUCUCAAAAGUUUCAGCAGUUCAGAGGGUUAUGUGAACAAAAUUUGAAUGUGAACGCUAAUCCAAGGCCCACAGCUCAGGACUUGGCAGGAUUCUGGGACCUUCUGCAGCUCUCAAUAGAAGACAUUAGCCUCAAGUUCGAUGAGCUCUAUCACCUCAAAACCAAUGAUUGGAAACUGGACCGAGAUUCCCCAGACAAACAGAAGAAUCAGAAGCAGGCUCCACCUGUGCCAAAGAAGCCUGGGAAGAGUAAGGCAGUGCUGAACCGGGAGAAAAGCAGUGACACGGCAGAUAAACAGAGGCAGGAAGCCCGCAAGAGACUGAUGGCAGCCAAGAGAGCACAGUCAGUCAAACAGAACUCGGCCACCGAAAGCUCGGACAACAUCGAGAUCUACGUCCCCGAAGCCCAGACACGCCUCUGAGAGAAGAGAAAUAAGGAAACAGGCCCACAGCUCACCCAUGUGGGGAAGGGGAAGAGUGAUGGGGCAAAAAGAAGACAUUCGAGCACUACGCAGAUCUGCUCUAAUAUCAAAUGCAAAAUGCUCUUUAUUUUGGUGGCAGCCUAAAAUCGAGAAAGGGGAAUGUGGGAAUUGUGGACAGGCCACUCAAAGAGCUUCUCUUUUCAGAGACUGCCAAGGAAAACCUCACAAAGACAUUAUUAUUAUUAUUAUUAUUAUUAUUAUUAUUAUUACUGAUAAUUAUAUCACCUAAAGUCUAUAUCAGACUGUUUUAAAUGUUCUAAUAUCUUGGAUAAGAGAUUUAAUCUAUGUGGACUAAGGUAGCCACACUUGGCUUUUUGCCUUUCAGCACCCCAUCCAGUAGAAAAUCCUCCUCUGAAGUUUCCGUACACAUACUCGCUUGGAGGAUGCCUUCCUGUGUGUGCCCUCUCUGAAAUAUUUGUCUUCCUGUUUACUAAUUUGGUCUGUUGAUUUCAGCCUCUAGUACAAGUUAUAGAAAUAAUUUCUUUGUGAUAAAACAGUAACAGAUAAACAAAAGCCUGUUAGAAUGG
This is a messenger RNA of Ictalurus furcatus (blue catfish), 5490 nucleotides long. RefSeq names its product discs, large (Drosophila) homolog-associated protein 4b (gene dlgap4b). NCBI's taxonomy places the organism in Eukaryota, Metazoa, Chordata, Actinopteri, Siluriformes, Ictaluridae. The record is from RefSeq and is a predicted model, not a curated record. The transcript has 14 exons. Gene Ontology annotation, cellular component: glutamatergic synapse; postsynaptic specialization. Gene Ontology annotation, biological process: signaling. Gene Ontology annotation, molecular function: molecular adaptor activity. Bases 1517 to 4903 code for a protein of 1128 amino acids.